This is a messenger RNA of Brienomyrus brachyistius, 4451 nucleotides long. Its product is annotated as tight junction protein ZO-2-like. NCBI's taxonomy places the organism in Eukaryota, Metazoa, Chordata, Actinopteri, Osteoglossiformes, Mormyridae. The transcript is spliced from 23 exons. The coding region runs from base 160 to 3840 and encodes 1226 amino acids. Gene Ontology annotation, cellular component: plasma membrane; bicellular tight junction. Gene Ontology annotation, molecular function: cell adhesion molecule binding. Gene Ontology annotation, biological process: cell-cell adhesion; protein localization to cell-cell junction; cell-cell junction organization. The record is from RefSeq and is a predicted model, not a curated record.
CACACACCUGCGAGCUUCCGGGAAUCGGGGCCGCGCCCCGCUGGGCCUCCGCGCUGCCAUUUCGCGCGAAGUGCGGCUCCUGGCCCGGGUGCCGUCCGAGGAAACCUGCGGCUUUCAGUGCCUCUCCGUGAACAAAUCUAUCCCCUUUCGACACUCGCGAUGGAGGAGAUUGUGUGGGAGCAGUUCACUGUCACCGUGCACAGGGACUCUAAGAGGGGCUUUGGAAUUGCUGUCACUGGGGGCCGGGACAAUCCCAUGGUGGACACUGGAGAGACGUCCAUCAUCGUGUCUGACGUCCUGCAGGGGGGCCCGGCCGAUGGACUACUUUUUGAGAAUGACCGUGUGAUCCUGGUUAAUGGCUUGCCCAUGGAGAAUGUGCCGCAUUCCUUUGCUGUGCAACAACUCCGAAAAUGUGGAAAAGUGGCCAAAUUUGUGGUGAAAAGACCCAGGAGAGCAGCACCCAGUGCACUGAAGCGCUCCCAAUCACAUGACGAGAGGCUCUCUGACUACCCUGAUGACUAUGACCGUGAUCAAGACUAUGACCAUGACCGAGACUACGACUAUGACGACCACAGCAUGUACAGCGCUCAGAGCAGCAAUGCAGACUACCCUCGUGAGCAUAGUCCAGAAAAGGAACAGGCUAGAUACCCAGAGCGCCGAGGGCGUGACCGCGACCGGGAUUACGGUCGAGAUCGCAGUCGAGGUAGGAGUCUGGAGCGGGAUCUGAGUCCAGAAAGACCGUACUAUCGUGACAGAAGCAGGGGGCGCUCUUUAGACAGAGAAGCCAGCCCCGAGGGGCCUUAUCGGAGAGACCACAGCAGGGGUCGGGCCAUCGAACGCGGUCACAGCCCGGCUCGUAGCCGUGACCCCAGCUACGAGCGAGAGCUCGACCGCAAGUCUUACGAGCCCCGCCCAGAAGAACGGCUGAUAAGGAGCAAAAGCAGAGAUCAGCUGCAGACCCGCUCGCCUUCGCCCCGCCCACAAGAACGGCUGAUGAGGAGCAAAAGCAGAGAUCAGCUGCAGACCCGCUCGCCUUCGCCCCGCCCACAAGAACGGCUGAUGAGGAGCAAAAGCAGAGAUCAGCUGCAGACCCGCUCGCCUUCGCCCCGCCCACAAGAACGGCUGAUGAGGAGCAGAAGCAGAGACCAGCUGCAGGCCCACUCCCCCUCGCCGAGCCACAGCCGUGUCCACGAGCCACUGGAGAAACCAUUAAAUGUUGUCCUGCUGAAGAAUCGACCAAAUGAAGAGUAUGGGCUUCGGCUGGGGAGUCAGAUCUUCAUCAAAGAGAUGACCAGUACUGGUCUGGCCAGCAGGGAUGGUGCUCUGCAGGAAGGUGACAUCAUCUUAAAGAUUAACGGCACGGUGACAGAGAACCUGUCCCUGACUGACGCUGGUAAGCUGGUGGAGAGGUCCCGCGGGCAGCUGCGGCUGCUGGUUCAGAGGGACCGCCGGCAGCUGCUGCUCCGCAUCCCGCACCUGGCCGACAGCGACUCGGAGCCCGACGACAUUUCGGAGAUCGAGUCGUAUCGCUCCUACUCCCCCCAGGAGGAGCGUGGCGCCGCCCACUCAGACAUCUCCUCACACUCGUCCAAUGAGAAACUGCGAGAGAAGCCCAGGGAGGACCCCCCCGGCCGGCUGGCCAAGAUGGGCGCACUGCCGACCCCGUUCAGGGCACUGGAGCAGCAGCCCACCGAACUGCCCGAGAAGGAGGAGACACGAGUGGCAGAGCCUGCCGUGCCAGUUAUGGCAGUUGCACCAGUGGUCAGCAGUUCAACAAAGAUGGAGCUCCACCCAAAUCCAGAGGAUGAGGAAACAUACGGCCCGAACACAGUGAUGGUGCAGUUCCAGAAGGCCGACAGCGUAGGGCUGCGUCUCGCGGGAGGCAGUGACGUGGGCAUCUUCGUUGCCGGCGUGCAGGAGGACAGCGCCGCGGAGAGGGAGGGUCUCAGAACUGGGGAUCAGAUACUGAAGGUGAACAACAUGGACUUCCGGGGAAUGGUGCGGGAAGAUGCCGUCUUGUACCUGCUGGAGAUCCCCAGGGGCGAGACCGUUACCAUCCUGGCCCAAAGCAAACCUGAUGUGUACCAGGAGAUCAUAGACUCCGAUAGAGGGGACUUGUUCUACAUCAGGACACACUUUGAAUUUGAGAAGGAUUCUCCUCACAGCCUGGCCUUCAGCAGGGGGGAGAUCUUCAAGGUGGUGGACACCCUGUACAAUGGCAAGCUGGGAAACUGGCUGGCGAUUCGCUUGGGCAGGGACAAUGAGCCUCUGGACAGGGGCAUUAUUCCCAGCAAAAGCAGGGCAGAUCAGAUGGCCAAUGUGCAGAAUGCUCAGAGGGGACUGGGCAAUGACCGCGGGGACUUCUGGAGGCUGCGGGGUCAGAGGGCAGCUAAGAAGAAGGAUCUCCGGAAGAGCCGGGAGGACCUAAGUGCUCCGGUUGUAUUCACACGCUUCCCCGCUUACGAGAGAGUGGUGUUACGCGAGGCUGGUUUUAAGCGUCCUGUGGUGCUGUUUGGGCCCAUUGCUGACGCCGCCAUUGAGAAGCUGGCCUCGGAUCUUCCAGAUCAGUUUGCCAUUGCAAAAACCGAGCCCAAGGAUGCCGGGUCAGAGAAGUCAUCGGGGGUGGUGAAGCUGAACACCAUUCGACUGAUCAUCGAACAGAACCAGCACGCCCUGCUGGACGUCACCCCCAAGGCCGUGGACACGCUUAACUACACGCAGUGGUACCCAAUUGUGAUCUUCUUCAACCCCGAGAGCAAGCAGGCUGUUAAGACGAUGCGUCAGAGGCUGAUGUCCGGCUCUAACCGCAGUGCCCGCAAGCUCUAUGAACAGGCACUGAAGCUGAGGAAGACCUGCUCACACCUCUUCACCGAUACCAUUGAUCUUAAUGCUGCCAAUGAUGCAUGGUACGGCAGUGUGAAGGACUCGAUUCUGGAGCAGCAGGAACGUGCCGUGUGGGUCUUUGAGCGAAAAGUGGACGGUACCGACGAGGACGUCGAUCUCCAGGACGACCACAUGUCCUACCUGUCCGCUAUGGGCGCCGACUACCUGAGCAUGGACAGCCGCAUGAUCAGCGACUACGACGACACGGCGGAUGAGGGCGGGGCUUACACUGACCACGAACUCGAUGAACAAUUGGACGAGCUGCCAGAGUCUGCCAUCAUCCGCUCCUCCGAGCCCGUGUUUCCGGAUGAGGCGCAGCGGCCGGCGCCAGAGCCUCGCUCUCGCACGAAGAAAAGAGACAGCCCAGAGCUGCAGAGGGAGCCCACCCCACCCCCCUCUUUCGUCCCUGAACCCCCAAAGGCGCGGCCACUGCCCCGGGAGCCUGCUGCACGCCCCCACAGCGACGCCUAUGACUCCCUCCCCAGUAGCCCCACUGGUGCCAAGCUUCCUCCACCUCCAGUUCCACAGAAGCCCAGCUAUGUCCCCCGUGCAGCCACUGACCUACCCACCGACUCUGAGGGGAACCAGGAAGAUCCUUCUCAGAAGUCCUUUCUGGGGAAAGUAAAAACCUUUGAGAAGCUGGACCACCUGGCCCGGGCACAGAGGAUGCUGGAGCUGCAGGAGGCUCAGAACGCCAGGAUAGAAAUAGCCCAAAAGCAUCCAGAUAUUUAUGCAGUCCCAAUUAAAGGCCCAAAACCAGACCACAGCAGACCUCAGCCAAUAGGCUCCAGCUCGAACCUGGACAUCCAGGCCCCGCCCUCUAAGCCAAUGCAGGCCGACAGCCGAGCACACCUCCACGGUGAGGAUGACAAUGAGGAUGAGUACCGGCGGCAGCUGGCUGAGAAAACGAGGAAGGGCUAUUACAACCCGCAAAAGUACAAGGACACAGAGCUGUAGGUGGAAGCUACAGCCAAUAUUAGCAGGUCAUGCCCACUGGACUCCACCUCCUCCACCCCAGGAGAAGAGAUCUGGGCUGAGUUUGCCGAAGCCUUCUUAACGCAACAUCGUUUGUAAGUUCUGUGUUAAAAGAUAGAACUUACGAAUGACUUCGCGUUAAGAAUUCUUCGGGAAACAGCCAUGGGCUUUAGGAACAAAUCCCAGUUUAUUUCAGUUUGUUAUAUCACUUACGUAAGAGAUUAUUUUAAUCAGACUUGUAUGUAUCAGUCAUUAUGUGUUGUGUUAAAUAAACCUGUUGAGCCACAUUUUACAUGCAUGUUAUAUGUCAAAUGCAGUUUCAUAUGAAUUUUUAACAUUUUGUCAUUACACCAUGAUGUUCUUGUCAAAGUGCCUUUCUGCCCUUAGCUCAGUAUCUGAAGUAUUUUGGGAUGUAUUUCAUUGAGCUGUCAUGAGGAAUGAUCAUGUAAAUGUGAUGCAGCUACUAUCCAUGAACAAUUGACAAUUUUACAUUUGUAGAAUAUUAUCCACCACUAACAUAUCUAUUGUCAACUUUAACUACAUUUUCUUGAUUCCAGGGAUGGUUCUUAAUAAAAAAUUCACUUGUCACCCUA